Trichoderma gamsii is the source of this 354-nucleotide messenger RNA. RefSeq lists its product as hypothetical. The annotation marks the transcript as partial. Lineage: Eukaryota; Fungi; Ascomycota; Sordariomycetes; Hypocreales; Hypocreaceae. The record is from RefSeq and is a predicted model, not a curated record. The transcript is spliced from 2 exons.
CAACCUUUCCCUUUUUUUUUUCAACAUCCAUCAUCUUUCAUUCUCUUCUUUACAUUCAGCAUACAUCUCUCUCUUGUUCUUGUUUUAAUCAAUAUCCAUCACUUCUUGUUGAUCAACAUCCACCAUGCCUUCUCAGCAGACUUCCGUCAAGAGCUGGAUGCGGGAUUGUGUCCUAAGCCCAUUCAUCAUUCUCAAGACAUGGUAAUCCCGGCAACCGGAAUCUCGUCGCUGCUUACGGUAGAUGUCAUGCGCCGCGUCACCGAUUUUUCAGGCCUCGGAUACUACACGCCAGAGGAAAUAGCCCAGACUCUGGCGUUUCUAGCAGGAUUGGUCUUGGUUACCUCGAAGACUUGA